Molecule: messenger RNA, 1212 nt
Organism: Recurvomyces mirabilis
Lineage: Eukaryota; Fungi; Ascomycota; Dothideomycetes; Mycosphaerellales; Teratosphaeriaceae
Exons: 4
Coding region: 1-1212 (403 amino acids)
Molecular function (GO): O-methyltransferase activity
Source: RefSeq, a predicted model, not a curated record
AUGAUCUCCUUCUCAGACGGCCACGCUCUAGUCCUCGACAUCGCUUCGGAGAGCAACGAGCUCAACGAUGAGCUCGCAAGAUCCAAUCCUGGCCUGUCCGAGGAAGCGAACGCGCGCAGGAUCCGCAUCCUAGGACUCCUCGACCGGCUUAAGUCCCUGUUGCAGGAUCCGCACGAGUUCGUUCACGAUUACGUCUCAACCAACUGGGACCAUGGCGCUCUCUACGUCCUGCUACACGCUAAAGUGUUGGAUGCUAUUGCAGACGAUGGCGGCUCUGACUUGACCCUUCUGUCCGAGCAGUCAGGCAUACCAGCCGAUAAGCUAGUCCGUAUACUUAGGCUGCUAUCAUGCCAGCAUUUCGUCGAGGAGCCUUGCGACGAGCACUUUGCAUUGACGGCGGCAUCUCGUAUGUUGGUCAAUGACGUUGACUUUAGAGCAUGGGUGGAAUUCCAGCUUUAUGAGACCCGAGUAGCAAGUGCGAGUCUCGCAGAUACAUUGUUGGCACUGCCGAACGACUACGAGAACGGAGAAUCCGCCUUCAAGCAUGCGUGGGGCGAGGAGAUGUAUGAUUGGCACGCCGCACGAUGCGAUAAGGCUGAACGCUUUCGGAAAGCAAUGAAGGGUGUAUCACAAUCAAUGGAUCCUGCAGAUCAGUUGCUGAAGGAUUGGUUCAAAACACACCACAAAUCAGGCGAUGAGCAUAUCGUUGAGUUUGCCGGACGGUAUGGAUUAGCAUCUCCAAGCUUGGUUGAGACUGUGCCUACCUUAACCUCCGCUGUCCGCAUUGCUGACACGGAGAUCCUAAAACGCUAUCGGGAAGGCCUGAGUGGUGACUUGAAGGAGCAGAUCACAUUCGAGUUGCACGAGAGGAUCGAGGAACGUCAGCCGGCAACGGAUCGGCAACGCCAUCUCACUGCUUACGUUGCCAGAAAUCUGCUCUGGAACUGGUCUGAUGAGGACGCCACGCAGCUACUUCGGACGCUGCUCCCAGCGAUGGAAGCACAUCCCGAGAUUGUGGUACUCAUAUGCGAUGGCCUAUCGCCUGCCAGAAAUGCAUAUGAUCCUCAUGUCGAACAGGCGUAUCGGAGGCGCGAUAUUACGAUGAUGACUAUGCACAACGUCCGACAAAGGACAGAGCUCGAAUGGCGAGCUCUAUUCACACGUGCCAGUCCUGAUCUGGAGGUCAGUAUAGAUAUUGCUGAGAACGCCUAA